GCUCUGGACCCUUUGGAAGGGUCAUGAGCGAAAUUUCAUAAAAUGCUCGAAUUCUUGACCUUUCUCCAAAUUUUCAAGUGUAGACUUGGUUGUGAGGCAUUUAUAGGUCAAUAUCACAUCAAUCAACACCUAGAACUUCAUCAUUCAUCAACUGGACCAAUCUCAAACCCUCAAAGGGAAUAAUUCUUGAGAACGCCUGCUCACAUACCUCCAUUGACUUCCUUAACUCAAUGACAUAGCCUCCAAAAGGCAAGAUUCCUAACAAGAUAUAAGGACUUCCUCAAACUCAAUCAAGACUAGACCUUCGAAGCAAGACCCAGGCCUAACCAAGAGGAAGCUUUCAAUAGAGACCCCGACCUGGACCACUUACUGACCCACCUCAACUCAAGCAGAGCCUGCUAUCCUAAUGAGCCCCUUGUCGACCCUCAAAUGCAAAGGCAAAUAGCCAAGAACCUAAAAGACCAAGAAAACUAACCCUAGAAAGCAAAAAGAAGGGCUCCCCAUUUACAAUGGGGCGAUGUGUGAAUACGUCACAACACUACCCACGAUCUAGUCUGAUUGUUGUCCAUUGCUCUCCUUGUGAUCUGCUUCAAAUCUGAUAUUCUUCUCUUGCUUGCAAUUUAUUUGAAGGAAAUAAUUUUGCUUGAAUUGUGAAAUAACUUUCAAAAUUACUUUCUUUGUGGAUUCUUCAAACUUCCUAUUCCAAGUUAGCCUAAGGAUAAUUUUGUUUUCUUCCUUUUAAUCUCUUUUCCCUUUGAAAUCUAAUUCAAAUGAAUUCAAACUUAUUGCAUAUCCUUGAAAGGGCCGAAUUGAACCUGUCUAUUGGUGGAUUAGAUGAACAUGUUUACAAUGUUGCAUUGCCUUGUGUUACAUUGGAGGUCUCAAGAUGGGAAUUCAAGGAACUAUGGAGCGCAUUUUAGACUUUAUCAGGAAAUUCCUUGAGUUGGAUUUCCAUGUGUGGAGGAAUUCUUCCUUGCAUUGGGCGUGAUAGCAGUGCAGUGACUAGGAGAGUAGGUUUGAAGCAUCCUCAAGGAACUUUUCAGCACAUUCCUUAGAAGUGGAAGGAAAUUUCACUUCCCUAGGGCAUGAUAGCAAGCUGAUAUGGAAAUAGGGCCCCCUUUUUCCUUAAACUUAGGCAACUUCUUCAUCUUUCUGUUGUAAUGCCUUAUUCUUGUGCUUUUUGGUAUUGAUCUUCUUCUCGAUUUGCCAUGUUAGAGUAUGAAUCUUGACAUUUUAAUUGUUUCACUCUACAUGUGGUGGAAAAGUCCUUCAUUCUAUGCUCCACAUUCCUUAUUCCUUGCUUGCAUUAAACCUUUGACUAGGCGAUUUGUGAUUGGAUCAUUGAAAAGAAGAUUGCAAGACCCUAAAGGGUCGGAAUGCAAGGGUAUAAUGGAAUAGCGCUCUAGCGCUCAAGCUUGGGUGCAAUUGCAGUAUGAUGUGGAAAUAGUGCCUUUCUUUGAUCCUUUUUGAGUUCCUAAUAUCUUCACAAGUUGGAUAGUUCUUCCCCUCAAGCUUUGAAUAUCAUGUUCCGUUCCUCGUAUCAAACCUGCAAAACAAACAAGAAUUGAAUCAACACAUGUGUAAUGAAUGAAGAUAUCAUAAAUUAUAAGUUUUUAUAUGACGGAAGAAUAUUUUCCAUGUGUUUAGUAAAAACAAAACGUGCCAAAAGUCAGCUUCCUAUGUGCCUGAAUGGAAGCAAACCCAAACCCUUCUUUUUAUUAAUUUAUUCAACCAUUUCGACAGAUGUCCUCCUGAAAUCACAUUUAAAGAUGAAAGGAAUUCACCAAGGCAAUACGAAACCAUUUCGAGGAAACAACUUUUAUAAAUUUAUGCGAAAGAGAGUAUGAAAGAAAGGAAAUAAAAAAUCCACGCACAUUGAUGCCAGGAAUGAUCUCUUACACAUUCCUGCGAGACAGGGUAUGAAAGGGAAUAAAUGAAAUCUAUGCAGACUCAUUCGCCUAUAUGCUGAGAAUGCAAAUUUUGCUGCACCGAGUCGUUUAAUACUUGUUGGUGUUUAUUUCUUAUAUAGAGAACGCACGUUUAUUAGCCUUACAAAGAGAAGAAAUCGCAGAAGGAGCUAAGGAUUACCCAACACUAGACAUCAAAUUGGAAGGAAAAUGCCUGUUUGUAAAUACUUUAACAUGCGGAAUUGCACAAGGCUUGGAUGAGGGCAACGAACAAGAUCUGUAAAAAAAAAAAUAGAUCAGAUAAUCACAGUAAAGGGUUAUAUAGAUUGCAGCAGAUCAGUACUGACUCCUUAUCAGAUGUUCUUUGUCAGCAUCUGCAAUAUGCCCUACACUUUGGCAGUAUUGAGUCCUCAGAUAUGUGCUCAAGGAAUGUUUCUUAGACUUGGGAUUAUUUCCCGCAGACAGGAAAAUAUGUGCUGACGCACUUUUGGACAUUUGGGUUUAUGUUCGAAAGCUACAAAGGCAUGUGCUUUUGCCAUCUCAUCAGAACUUGCGAGCAGAAAUCUGCUAAACUUAACUAGCAAUGCAAGGUAAUUGCCUUUACUUUUGUAUAUUGAAUUUCUUUUAAUCAUGUUUUUUCAACAGUAAACUGACAUGAUUUCACUUUAACAGAGGAAGUACAACAAUCCAAUAUGUUAAUGCUUCAGAGGAAUACUUUUCCCAGAAUGAUGGAACACGAGAUUUGGCCUUGUAUUUGCGACACAAUGACAAUAUACUGCACCGCAAGAGGUUGGUCAUAGAAAGGAAGGACUUUUGGGAGUUGCUCAGAGAUAGAGCAUUUGAUACUCAAAUUCUCUCCAUUCUCACCGGCCCUAUGGAGGAAAAUGACUGGUAUGAUAUGAAUUUCCCUGAAACAGAGGCUCUGUUAUUAUUCUUUACUUCGACAGAAUACUUUCUUCCUCAAUUUCUGAAAUCCAUGAAAAAGCUAGAGUUUCUGAUGAUAUUCAAUUGUGGUACAAACAAGAAAACAGUGAAAGGUCUAGAUGUCUUGUCUUCACUCACUCAACUCAAGAGUGUCCGCUUGGAGAGGUUGAUUUUACCCUUUGUUGAAAAACAAGGCAUUGAAGCACUGCAAAACAUAGAGAAUCUAUCUUUGAGCUUAUGUGAAGGAUUUGAAAAUAUAUCCGCAUUCACCAAGCUACAAGAUUUUAAUCUGGACUACAUCAAUGAUUUGGAGGAGUUGCGUCUUGGUAUCUGCAAUAUGCCAUCCACUCUGUCAUGCUCUAUCACCAACUGCCAUCAGUUUCAAAAGUUACCAUAUGAUUUUGAAAAUAUGAGCAAUCUAAGAAUGUUAAAGUUAUCAGCAUUACCACGCCUGGAACAGCUUCCUGUGUCGAUUGGGAAACUUGUACAGUUGAAAUAUUUAGUUAUUUCACUAUGCGAGGGCUUGAAAGAACUUCCAAAGGAAAUUGGACAACUCAAGCAAUUGAGGGAGCUUGAUAUGAGAGAGUGUCCCAGUUUGACGAUGGUACCUUCAACUGUUUGUGAACUAUGCUCCCUGAAGCUUGUUACCUGUGAUGAGAGGAUUGGGAAGCAGUGUUUACAAGCCAAGAACAUUUCUAUUCCUGACCUUACAGUUGAAAUUGUGGAAGCACGCUUUAGUUUAGAUUGGCUUGAUGAUUGACAUCAUUUAUCAUCUCUUUAUCUUGAAGAACACAAUCCAAGGAUCUUGACAUCCUCUGUAAAUUUUUCAUUAUUCUUUUUCAUGUGCAUUGACACAAAUCAAUACAAGGUCCUCUAGAUUUUCAGCCAA
Molecule: messenger RNA, 3720 nt
Organism: Cryptomeria japonica (Japanese cedar)
Lineage: Eukaryota; Viridiplantae; Streptophyta; Pinopsida; Cupressales; Cupressaceae
Product: putative disease resistance protein At5g47280
Exons: 2
Coding region: 2782-3591 (269 amino acids)
Biological process (GO): defense response to fungus
Source: RefSeq, a predicted model, not a curated record